GAGGUCGAUUCAUCUCCUCUCCGCGAUCUAAUCUCAAGUCAAAUAAAGGGCCUAGGUAAUGUUAGUCCAACGUAAAUGGGCUUGAAAUAACGGGCCUUCCCUUCAGAGUUGUUCGGCUCUUCUUCUCCUCCUUCUGCCGGAAAGAGAGAAAAAAACAAAAACAGAAAUGGAGGGCGUGGCGGAGGGCCUAUGGGGGCUGGCGGAUUACCACCAGAAGAAGGGUGAUAUUGGGAAAUCCAUAAAGUGCUUGGAAGCAAUCUGCCAGAGCCAAGUUUCGUUCCUUCCUCUUGUGGAAGUGAAAUCUCGGCUGCGAGUGUCUUCGCUUCUCCUCCGCUACAGUGACAACGUGAACCACGCCAAGUCCCAUCUCGAGCGAUGCCUUCUCCUCCUCAAGUAUAUUCCUUCUUCCUUCGAUCUCAAAUUCAAGACUUACAGUUUGCUCAGCCAUUGCUACCAUCUCCUCGCCUCCUUCGCUCCUCAGCGCAAUCUUCUUCUAAAGGCUCUGGAGCUUUCUUCUUCCGCUCCUCAGGAUGAUGUUUCCGUCCAUCUCUGGUCCUGCAAUUUCAAUUCUCAGCUCGCUAACGGUUUCAUUAUCCAAGCCGAUUUCCCUUCUUCCAUCUCCGCCCUCCACUCUGGCUUCCUUUCUGCUUCUCGCAUUUCUUGUCCCGAGCUCCAGAUGUUCUUCACCGCUUCCCUGCUUCAUGUUCACAUCAUGCAAUGGACCGACGAUUACACUGUUGAAAGCGCCGUCCAACGAUGCGACGAGGUCUGGCAGACCAUUCCUCCCGACAGGAGAGAAAGGUGCCCCGGUUUGCUCUUCUACAACGAGAUGUUGCACGUCUUCUAUCGCCUUAGGCUCUGCGAUUACAAGAACGCUCAACGGCAUGUCGACCGCUUAGACGAGGCCAUGAAUACUCAUUCCCAGAAAAUGCAGGAGAUUCAGCGGCUCACGGAUGAACUUACUUCUUUGAAUCAGAGUCUCUCCCGCAAUGGUUUGCCCUCGAGGGAGAGAUCAGUCCUCUCUGUCAGACAAUCCCAGCUUCAAGAUCGUCUAAACGCUUUGUCACCGUCUUCUUCCACUAACCCUUCUCUGGAGCCUGCGUACUUUGGCAGUACACAGCGUGCAUGGACCGAAAGGCUUCUGCUUUCACCAUCUCCAAUCGACGGCCAGUGGCUGCCUAAAACUGCCAUCUACGCAUUGGUCCAUCUCACAGUUGUCAUAACUGGACGUCCAAAGGGACUCUUUAAAGAAUGCUCAAAACGAGUCGAGUCUGGAAUGCAGAUUAUUCAAGAUGAACUGGUUAAACUUGGAAUUACAGAUGGAGUCAGAGAAGCUGAUUUGCAACAUUCGGCUAUCUGGAUGGCUGGUGUUUAUCUAAUGCUGCUGAUGCAGUUCCUUGAGAACAAAGUUGCUUUGGAGCUUACAAGGUCAGAAUUUGUGGAAGCAGAAGAGGCACUGGUGGAGAUGAAAAAUUGGUUUUCGCGGUUUCCGACAAUUUUGCAGGCUUCUGAGUGUGUGAUUGAGAUGCUUAGGGGGCAAUAUUCUCAUUCAGUUGGCUGCUACAAUGAAGCCGCUUUUCAUUACAUGGCAGCAACCAAGAUGACAGAAAGUAGAUCAAUGCAAGCAAUGUGCCAAGCUUUUGCAGCUGUUUCCUACCUUUGCAUUGGAGAUGCUGAAUCAUCUUCAAAGGCACUCGAUUUAAUUGGACCUCUUUAUGGUGUGAAGAAUUCCUUAUCUGGUGUCAGAGAAGAAGCUAGUAUUCUCUUUGCGUAUGGCCUUCUUUUGAUGAGGCAGCAAGAUCUACAGGAAGCAAGAAAUCGACUAGCCAAAGGCUUGCAGAUUGCGCAUAAUCAUAUGGGUAACCUGCAGCUAGUUGCACAGUAUCUGACAGUCCUGGGAAAUUUGGCUCUCGCUUUACAUGAUACUGUACAAGCCAGGGAAAUUUUGCGUUCCUCUCUUACACUUGCAAAGAAGCUUUAUGAUAUCCCAACUCAGAUAUGGGUUCUAUCCAUCUUGACAGCCCUGUAUCAGCAGCUGGGUGAGAAAGGGAAUGAGCUGGAGAAUGAAGAAUACCGGAAGAAAAAAUGGGAGGACCUGCAGAGAAGACUUGCUGAUGCACGUUCAUCAGUUCAUCACAUUGAACUAAUUGGCAAAGCUAGGCUAGAAGUGCAAAGGGUUGAUGAGGUAGAGACGCAGCAGCCAGGCCAACCAAUGCAGCUCAAUCUGGACAUUCCAGAGUCAGUUGGUAUAGGAGCUCCGCAACCUGCUCCCUCCUCGUCAAGGCUGGUAGAUUUGGAAUCCGGAAGAAGAAGGGGGAAGCGAAGAUUAUGAGACCGACAUUCCUCUCCUUGAUGGCUCCAUUUGAGAGUAUUGCUGUGUGUAACACAACACUAGGGUGUAUGUAGGUUGAAAGGAAUGGUUGAACCCUUUGUUUAGGGGAAGACCAAGACCCCCAUGAAACAUGAGAUUCGGUUAAAAUGUGUAGUUGAGCCAAAAGCAUCAAGUCGUUCAUAUAAUUAUUAUUACCUGUUUGCCCUUUGCUGUCGUUAGCUGUGCAAUGGGAGAAACAGGGUUCACUA
Molecule: messenger RNA, 2580 nt
Organism: Tarenaya hassleriana
Lineage: Eukaryota; Viridiplantae; Streptophyta; Magnoliopsida; Brassicales; Cleomaceae
Exons: 11
Coding region: 167-2332 (721 amino acids)
Biological process (GO): mitotic sister chromatid cohesion; maintenance of mitotic sister chromatid cohesion
Cellular component (GO): SMC loading complex; chromatin
Molecular function (GO): protein binding; double-stranded DNA binding
Source: RefSeq, a predicted model, not a curated record